AUGCCCGAACAAAUCUACACAACCAGUCAAGCUGAGUCGGGACAAAAGUGGUACAUGAAGACUAAUGCAGGUGAUAUGAUACCAUGGGCUCAUCAGCGUCAGACUCGAUCUGACUUCAAGCGGAUCCAUUCUGACCUGGUCACGGCGUAUGAUACUGUACUGCUCUCUGGCUCUGGUGCUUGGGUCGCUCAACUGGCGAUCCUUCUGGACAAAUGGUCGAUAUUGUCGCUGCAAACCUCACGAGCCCUGUUGGCCAAGUCACGAAGAAUGGGCAAAGCUGAACGCAUCGUUGAAUGGACAACUGUCACGCGAGCAUUGCAACAUUGGGUGUGGGAAACGGGCACGAGUGUCAAUGAGAGCUGCUUUGCGGAAUCGCCGAGGGAGGAGGUCUGCCACCAAGGUCAGACCCCACUAUAUUCAGCUGUAGUGGCGUCAUCGCAGGAUGUUCAGGAGGUAGUUCGAUUUGCAAGAUCCCAUCGCCUCCGUAUGGUGAUCAAAAAUACAGGCCAUGACGGCGCCGGACGCUCCGCUGCAGCAGCCUCCAUGCAGAUUCACAUGCAUCGACUGCAGAAUAUUACCUAUCACAAAGACUUCCGGGCGACUGGGGGUCCCGUCGUGGCGGGGCCGGCGGUUAGCAUAGGUGCGGGGGUCAUGCAUGGGCAAUUGUACGCCAGUGGCUCCAGCCGAGGUCUCCUGGCGGUCGGUGGCGAAUGCCCCACGGUUGGCGCAGCCGGUGGGUUUCUACAGGGAGGCGGAGUGUCAAGCUUCUUUAGCUAUGUGCACGGAUUGGCUGUGGAUAAUCUACUCGAGCUGCAGGUUGUCACAGCAGAUGGAAGCUUAGUGGUCGCCAACGAUUACCAGAAUCAAGACCUCUUCUGGGCCUUGCGAGGAGGUGGGGGUGGGACUUUUGGUAUCGUCCUGCGGGCUACACUUCGAGUAUAUCCAGAUAACCCCGCCGUGGUGACAAGCAUUUCUCUAUCCGCGCCCCACAAUGAAUCAGGGCCCUGGAUUGCAGGACUGACUAGCCUUCUGAGCACGCUCCAAUUGAUGAACGCCGCCAACGCCCCUGGCCAACUGAUUGUGUGGUCUUCGUCGCCGACAGUCCUGCAAGCAAGCCUAGACGUGUAUUUUCUCAACGCAACCGAAGCGUCAGGAAUGGAGCAGCGAAUUCGCCACCACCUUGCCCCUCUCAAUUCCUUGCACUUGUCUUACAAUCUCACUUCCAAGGCCAACCCUCGGUUGAGCUCAGUGCUUCGCACGGCCCCAGAUGUUUACCCUGAGAACUAUGGCAUUUUGCAAGGUUCGAUGCUCGUCUCGACCCGUCUAUUCCAUUCCCCCGACGGACCGAACCGGAUGGCGAGGACAAUUGCGCGUCUCCCCAUGCGGCCAGGGGAUCUUCUAUUCACCAGCAAUCUAGGAGGGGGGGUUGCUGCGGCUGACAGGGGCCUCAACAAGACCGCUAUGCAUCCGGCCUGGAGGUCUGCGGCACAUCUGAUCACAUUCGUCCGGACGGUAGAGCCAUCCAUUGCAGGGAAAGCUGCUGCCGUAGACGAGCUCACCCGCGUUCAAAUGCCGGUCCUAUACUCGCUGGAGCCGAUCUCUCGAGUAUCCUACCUUAAUCUGGCGGCGCCAAGCGAGAGGCAUUUUCAGAACGUAUACUGGGGAGAGCACUACGCUCGACUUGCUAGUAUCAAGCAGAAAGAAGACAAGGAUGGCUUGUUUAUAGCCAAAUAUGGAGUUGGGAGCGAGGAAUGGGAUGAGGAUGGCACAUGUAGGAAGCCAGUUCACCCAUUGUCGCGGGCUUGGGCGGUACUCGCAGGUGUGUUGAUGUAG
Molecule: messenger RNA, 1833 nt
Organism: Penicillium hordei
Lineage: Eukaryota; Fungi; Ascomycota; Eurotiomycetes; Eurotiales; Aspergillaceae
Product: FAD-dependent oxidoreductase
Exons: 4
Coding region: 1-1833 (610 amino acids)
Molecular function (GO): oxidoreductase activity; FAD binding
Source: RefSeq, a predicted model, not a curated record